AUGCCUUCCAUGGCCACUGAGGAUUUAGAGCAGCAGUAUGGCCAUGGCCGCAAGCGCACUGAUCAUGAAGAUGAAGGCGACGACUCGAAACUGUACGAGUUCAAGGAGCAGAUCUUGCUUCUGUCGACUCUGGUGGCGACGGUGACGUACGUCGCCGGGCUGAACCUGCCGGGUGGGUCCUGGGAGCAGGACAACCCGGAAGGGCGCAUGGCCGGCGAUCCGAUCCUACGGGAUACCCAUUACCGUCGGUACCUUUCCUUCUACUACUGCAACGCCACCGCGCUCGCCGCGUCGCUCGUGGUCUCCCUCAUCGUCAUCGUCCUGCCGAAGAAGAAGCAUUACUGGACAGUGGCGCUGCGGAUGGUGAUGAUGCUCGACCUACUCGGCCUCAUGGGAGCCUACGGUGCUGGGAGCUGCCGGGACGCAUUCACAACCAUCUAUGCGGUGGUAAUCUUCUCCUCUUUGGUGUUGAUCAUCAUCUUUGUUUUCCUCUACGUCUGGUGCACGGUCAAGGUCAGUACCACCACCAAUGGAGAUGGUGUGGUCCCUGACUCUAACCCCACCGCCAAUGGGAACGGUGGGAUCCCUGAGUCCAACGGCACCAACAAUGGGGAUGGUCGGGUCCCUGACUCCAGUGGUGAUGACGAUAAGGUCCACUCCAACUCCACUUCCAAAGCCAUGAAGCGACUCAAGAUGUUGCUCAAAAUAAAGCGAGCCAAGACGAAGAUGCACGCGUUGAUUGUACUCACAGACCCCGCCAGGAAACGAGCUGAGAAGGAGCAGAUCAAUGUGUUAAUGUUACUGGCAACCUUCGCAGUCACCAUCACAUAUGUCGCCGGGCUGAGCCCACCUGGUGGGUUCUGGACCAGCACCCAAGACGGGCACCUUUUGAGCGACCCGGUGUUACAAGCCCGUGGCCGGUACCGUUCCUUCUUCGUUUGCAACACCACUUCGUUCGCUGUGUCCCUGCUCAUCAUCGUGCUGCUCUUGGAGAGGAAGCUGCUCAAGGAGAAGCUGAGCAAGAACUUCAUGUUCACUGUAGGAUGGUUCAAGGUAGGAUUGGCGGCGCCCUACGUGUUGAUCGCUGUUGCUCUGUUGGGCCUUAUGGGGGCCUAUGCUGCCGGGGGCUGCAGGGAGUCUGACAAUACCGCUCUUGUCCUUGCGGUCCCUGCCGGCGUAUGCCUACUGCUGGGGUUUGUUACUUACUACAAAAAUGGUUGGAAACUACUCACGGACAAGCUUCAUGAUGUUUCAACGCGCUUCAGGAAGCUGGUUGGCAUUCCUUCAGGCACCUGCCGAGGCACGAAUGAACUACACCAACAGAACACCCGCUAUCUUGUUAUGCUCCUUGCUACUCUUGUGGUGACCAUCACAUAUCAAGCAGGACUAGAUCCACCCGGAGGCCUUUGGCUAGAUAACCGGGAUGGGCACAAGAUCAGCCACCCAGUCCUCCAAAUGACACAUCCUACUCGGUAUAGAGUGUUCUUCUAUAGCAACUCGGCAGCUUUCGUCACAUCCUUGGUCGUCAUCAUGAUGCUCCAGAGCAAGUUUCUGCUCAACCGGCACACACUGGAAGCAACCCUGGUGCUGGACCUAUUCGGCCUCGUUACUGCCUAUGGUGCUGGGAGCACUAGGGAUGUAAACACAUCCAUCUAUAUCGUCGCCCUGGCAGGGCUCGUCCUCGUCUACGUGAUAGUGCAUAUCACCAUAAGAGACCAUGCACCUGAGCCAGCGGGUGAUCAUGCAGUAAAGGAUCUGGAUGACAAGCGCAAGGUGCUGCUGCUGGUUGCUAUCUUGGCUGCUACCCUCACCUACCAAGCUGGCCUCACCCCACCUGGUGGCUUCUGGUUAGUGGAUGACCGAGAGCUUGGUCGCCGUGCAGGUUUCCCAAUCCUGCAUGACAAUUACCCUCGCCGUUACAAUGCAUUCUUCUACUGCAAUGCGACAAGCUUCAUGGCGUCUAUAACCCUCAUUCUUCUUCUCGUCAAUCCGAAGCUAUACAGGCCAGGUAUACGUUGUUAUGCGCUCUACGUAUGCAUGUUGGUGGGUAUGUUUGGCCUCAUGGGUGCCUAUGCUUCUGGAAGCUCUCGACAACUCAAAACAUCCAUCUAUGUAUUAACCUUGGUUGGCAUGGUCCUAGUCUUUAUAGCCUCCCUAGUAGCCAUUUUCUGGUUCAUCAUCAAAUCCCGAGCUCGUAGACAUAGGCAAGAUGAAGCAGUUCAUAGCAAUGGUGGCAUGAAAAUCAUCAGCAACACCAGUACUAGAACCAUCAUUAGCACUAGUGCCGCCACCGCCACCACUACCACAACCACCAUCACCAUCACCACCACCACCACCCGCAGCAUCAGCAGCGACAACUCAACCAGCAGCAGUACCAACAGCAGCAACAGAGAGAAAGAAACCGUUGAAUACUUGAUGUUGCUAGGAAUCCUGGGUGCAAGUAUGACAUACCAGGUUGGCCUAAAACCACCAGGAGGUCUGUGGCAAGACAACAACAACGAACACUUUGCUGGCUACCCCGUCCUCCACGACAUCAACAAGCAUCGGUACGCUGUUUUCUUCUACAGCAACUCCACUUCCUUCAUGGCCUCAGUCGUUGUUAUUGUCCUGCUCCUUCCAUGGACGACAUUAUUCCAGAAACGCAAACCGCCACUCUGGCUAAUGCAUAUUGCCAUUUUGCUGGACAUGGUUGGUCUCCUAGUGGCCUACGCAGCAGGCAGUACUAGGAAAUGGGGAGCAUCCAAAAACGUCAUAUUCCUUGUCAUCCCUGUGUUAGCCUACAUCGCAUUCUACGCAUUAGCGUCAGUGUUCUUCCGCAGAGAAAACGGAAGUUGGUGGAAACGCUUGGCUUCCUGGUGGUUUAGGAAACCAGCAGUACUAGGAAGUAGGAAGGGUGCAAAUAUGUCCUCAUCAUCCGGAUGUUGCCCUACAGAGUCUUCUUCUGUGGGAAUUACCGAAGUGGCGAUAUCAAGCCCUGUAUAA
Messenger RNA from Triticum turgidum subsp. durum (durum wheat), 2982 nucleotides. NCBI's taxonomy places the organism in Eukaryota, Viridiplantae, Streptophyta, Magnoliopsida, Poales, Poaceae. The record is from the annotation of a GenBank genome assembly.